Ahaetulla prasina is the source of this 583-nucleotide messenger RNA. RefSeq names its product cytochrome c oxidase assembly protein COX19. NCBI's taxonomy places the organism in Eukaryota, Metazoa, Chordata, Lepidosauria, Squamata, Colubridae. The transcript has 3 exons. Gene Ontology annotation, biological process: mitochondrial respiratory chain complex IV assembly. Gene Ontology annotation, cellular component: mitochondrial intermembrane space. The record is from RefSeq and is a predicted model, not a curated record. Bases 112 to 405 code for a protein of 97 amino acids.
UCGGCGCUCCGCUGCCAGGCCUGGGCUGGGCCUCCCUCAUUCCGGAAGCGGGGAGAACCGCGAUCGUAGGCAGCGUUCGGGCCUCGCCCCGUCGGUUCGUCCGUCUCCGUCAUGUCCACCAUGGUGUUCGGAUCGAAAAGCUUCAAGCCGAGGGCGCCGGAUAAGGGCGCCUUCCCCUUGGAUCAUUUCGGAGAAUGUACGCUUUUCAAAGAAAAAUUCAUGAAGUGUCUGCAGGCAAAUAACUUUGAGAAUGGAUUGUGCAGACAGGAGUCGAAAGAAUACCUCGAAUGCCGAAUGGAGAGGGAACUGAUGGCCAAAGAGCCACUGGAGAAACUGGGGUUUAAAGACCUAAAGGAAGAAAAACCCGAAGACCAACCUGAGACAGUGCAACAAAAUCCCUCCUGACCCUCAAUUCUGAUCCCAGAAUCUGCAGCCAUAUAUAUAUAUAUAUUGUACGUGGCCUUGUUUGCGUUUCGUUUUAAGAGAAAGUUAUUCUCGAAAAAGGUCACAGAAAUUCAGCAAAUGGCCGAUUUGAAGGCAUUCACUCCAGAAGGAUGGUGAUGGUGUUUUUCAGCUGUUUCAG